Macadamia integrifolia is the source of this 1691-nucleotide messenger RNA. RefSeq names its product serine/threonine-protein kinase WAG2-like. Gene Ontology annotation, cellular component: plasma membrane; nucleus; cytoplasm. Gene Ontology annotation, molecular function: ATP binding; protein serine/threonine kinase activity. Gene Ontology annotation, biological process: protein phosphorylation. NCBI's taxonomy places the organism in Eukaryota, Viridiplantae, Streptophyta, Magnoliopsida, Proteales, Proteaceae. Bases 162 to 1595 code for a protein of 477 amino acids. The record is from RefSeq and is a predicted model, not a curated record. The transcript has a single exon.
UCCAGCCAUAACCACGAAGCCCUCCAAUACUUUUUUUAAUAAGUUGCAGAGAUGGGUCAAGCCUACAACCACCAUCAUCCAUGACCCUUUAUAAGCAACCCUAGCCUGAGGCCUUCACUCUUAUCUCUCUCAAGGCUUCAUUUAUAGCAGCAGAAGCAGCCAUGGACGAAGAUGUCAUCUUCCCUUCAGAUACCGAUCUAGACUUCAGCUUCACAAGCUGUGCUUCCAACACCUCCACUGACCGUACCUUCGCCUCUUCUAGUGCUCGCAGCAGUUUCACCCUAAGCUUCAACGAGUGCCGCUUUUCUACCUCCACUUCAGAAGCACAUCCCCACCAGAGAUCUGAUCCUCAUUGGUCGGCAAUCAAUGCCGCCACUAACCUCUCCUCCGACGGCUCCUUACACCUCCGCCACCUCAAGCUUGUCCGCCACAUUGGCAGUGGCAACCUGGGUCGCGUCUUUCUCUGCCGUCUCAAGGACUACGAUGGGGCUAACUUCGCCCUCAAGGUUGUCGAUAAAGACGUCCUCACAGCCAAGAAGCUUUCUCAAGUCCAGAUGGAAGCUCAAAUACUCUCCACCGUCGAUCAUCCUUUCCUUCCUACCCUCUAUGCUCAUCUCGAGGUCUCCCACUACUCGUGUCUGCUGAUGGAUUACUGCCCAGGUGGGGAUCUCCAUGCCCUCCUUCUUAAACAACCGGAAAACCGUUUCCGGCUUAACGCCGUUAGGUUUUUAACGGCGGAGGUUCUGGUGGCGCUGGAAUAUCUACACGCCAUGGGAGUGGUUUACCGGGAUCUGAAACCGGAAAACGUCUUGAUUAGAGAAGAUGGGCAUAUAAUGUUGUCGGACUUUGACUUGUGUUUUAAAGCCGAUGUGGUCCCUACCAUCGAAACCACCACCACCACAGACACAGCCACGUCAGUUAAGUCAACCCAAUUUAGAUGGAAGAAGAAGAAGAAGAGCCAUUACAGUUACCGUUACAGCUGCUUUGGGGGGCGGGGUUGGAAGGAGGAUGAGGUUGACGUGACUAGGGAGUUCGUGGCGGAGCCGACGGCCGCGUUCUCGAAGUCGUGCGUGGGGACGCACGAGUACCUCUCGCCGGAGGUGUUGAGUGGUAGCGGUCACGGUAACGGAGUUGAUUGGUGGGCCUUCGGGGUCUUCGUAUACGAGCUGCUAUACGGGCGGACGCCGUUUAAGGGACCUACUAAGGAGGCCACCCUGCGCAAUAUAGCGUCAUUGAGGCCAUUUAGGUUCCCGGAAUCUGACGUAACAGUGGCUGGGGAAGAGGGAGAGGAGGAAGCCAGAGAUCUGAUACAGAGGUUGCUGGUGAAGGACCCAAGGAGGAGGCUAGGGUGCGCCAAGGGUGCAACGGAUAUCAAGAAACACCCUUUCUUCCAUGGAAUCAAGUGGCCCUUGAUACGUACGUACAGACCACCAGAGGAGGUCCGUGGUCUGUUGCAGUCGAGGAGGAAAUCGUCGCUGGUGAGUAGUAGGGUUUCUGCAACUUCUUCAUCUUCAUCUUCUUCGUCAAGGAGAAGGCGUUGGUCUUGGAAGAGCUUGGGUGAUCUUCGACGUCGAAGAGGAGAAAUUCGAAGGUGAUGAACUACCAUAACAGAAAGUGUAAGAAAUGGGUUUGGUUUAUUUUUGUAAGCUAGAUUCUUCUGAGGUAGCUUAAUUUUAUUUUUCACUCAUGAA